This is a messenger RNA of Tachysurus vachellii, 1301 nucleotides long. RefSeq names its product small ubiquitin-related modifier 2. Gene Ontology annotation, molecular function: ubiquitin-like protein ligase binding; protein tag activity. The coding region runs from base 139 to 426 and encodes 95 amino acids. Gene Ontology annotation, cellular component: nucleus. NCBI's taxonomy places the organism in Eukaryota, Metazoa, Chordata, Actinopteri, Siluriformes, Bagridae. The record is from RefSeq and is a predicted model, not a curated record. The transcript is spliced from 4 exons. Gene Ontology annotation, biological process: protein sumoylation.
AGCGGCGCUCGCUGAGCACGCGCGUCGGUGUCGUGGCCGCGCACGUCGUGGCCGGUUUUUCAAGGCGGGGGCGCGGACGUGCGCGUCCCCGCGGAGUCUUUUGUGUGGUGGCGUAAAGGCAGCACAAAUACAAUAACCAUGGCAGACGAGAAACCCAAGGAGGGAGUGAAAACUGAGAACAAUGACCACAUCAACCUGAAGGUGGCAGGACAGGACGGCUCAGUGGUGCAGUUUAAGAUUAAGAGGCACACACCGCUCAGCAAACUCAUGAAGGCUUACUGUGAGAGACAGGGUCUGACGAUGAGGCAAAUCCGGUUCCGGUUCGACGGGCAGCCCAUUAAUGAGACAGACACGCCUGCACAGUUGGAAAUGGAGGAUGAGGACACAAUUGACGUUUUCCAGCAACAGACAGGAGGCUUCGUUUAAACGCAGAAACUUCACUGCCUUCUCUCUUCCUCUCUCUCUCUCUCUCUCUCUCUCUCUCUCUCUCUCUCUCUCUCUCUCUCUCUCUCUCUCUCUCUUCCUCUCUCUCUCUUUCUCUCUCUUCCUCUCUCUCUCUUUCUCUCUCUCUCCCCCCCCACUCUCCCUCCCCCUCUCCCUCUCUCUCUCCUGCGUCUCCUCUUUUCCCCUCACAGUUACUCCUGACUGCUGUUGUAUAGCGUGUUGAUGCUCUUCCAGCUUUGCAGUACCUGCUUUUUGUAUAUAAAGUGAUCAUCUCUUUCUCUCUCUCUUUCUCAGACACACACACACACACACACACACACACACACACACACACACACACUCUCUAAAGAGGCAGCGUAAAUGCUGUAUGAUCAGAAGCCCAGAUUUUUUUUCCCCUUUGGUUAAAAGUGACCACAACAUCUCUCAAAAGCAACCUGUGGUUCAGAUCUUUCUGCAGAGACGUCAGUCGUGUAACGCGAUUUUGAAUUUGAAAAUAUUUUGACACCAAAAUUCAGACGAAACGUUUUUGUUGUCUCGUGUCCUCAAAAGUUAUGAAAAUAAAACACUUUGUAUGAAAGGAACACUUGUAGUUUGGUAACACAAGGCAAGUCUGUUAUCUCUAUUUUAGCUGCUUUUAUUUCUAUCUUCUUUCAGACAAAUUUUUAUUAUUAUUUGUUAUAUUAUCGAUUGGCAGUAGACGUGUAAAGUGAAUAAAGCCCCAGAUUCAGUAGGUGAAUUGUGAAUAAUUAAAAUUAAUAAUAAAAGGAAGAAGAACCCCUGAUAUUUCUGUCAAGUAAAGCAUCUGUAUUGUCUAAUAAAUCAUUUGUUUAAAAUAAAGAAAAACUCUUUUUACCUCU